AUGAAGCUCGAAUCCCUCGCCUGCGCCGCACUGGCCGCGACAGCCUUGUCGGCACCCACUUCCACUUCAUCGUCUGCGAAAGCCAAAUUCAGCUGGAAAAAAAUAAAAUCCCUCAUCGCCUUCGGCGACUCGUACACCUUUGUGCAAGGUCUCAAGGGCCACCCUAACUACACCUACAUUGGCGACAACUUCGACAUCUCUUUCACGCCAGCCGAACUCUUCGAGAACCGCAUCGUGCAGAAUCUGACGGCGACUGCGUCCGGCGGCCCCGUUUGGACUGAGUGGAUCACCGACUGCGGCGUCAAACCCGGCCUCAUAGAUCCACGGACAUGCAACAAACAGCUCUGGGACUUCGCCUACGCCGGUAGCAACACAAACACCGCGUUGACACCGCUGCACUGGAACCACACGGUCAGCCUGGAGCGACAAAUUGAGCAGUUUGAGAUGUACGGCGACCCGGCACUGCAGCGCGUGUUGAAGAGGAAAGAAGCGCUGGCCGCAGUCUGGAUUGGCAUCAACGACAUCAACGACCUGGCCAAACUGCGCGGCAAGAACGCAACCUUCGCGCCGCUGUACGAGUCUGUCAUCACCGCCCAACAGCAACUAUGGGAGCACAUCUACGCCCUCGGAUACAAGAACCUCCUGCUCCUCAACCUCCCGCCGCUUGACCGCGGUCCAAGCCCCAGCGUCAAUAAGACACUCGUGAGCACGUACAACUCCAUCCUGGCUGAGCACGCGUCAUCCUUCGCGGCCGCACACGAGGAUGCAAAUGUCCUGCAGUUCGAUGUCAAUACGGUGCUGAACGGCAUCUUCGACAACGCCGCGAGCUACGGAUUCACCAACACGACGAACUUUUGCCCGGGAUACAAUCAGCCGGACAUCCUCAGCAAUCCGGCGAAGUACGGGUGCGGAGAGGGAUUGGAUACGUAUUUGUGGUACAACUCUGGACAUUUGACGAGUAGGGUGCACGAGGUGUUUGGCAAGGUGCUCGUCAAGUGGUUGGGGGAGCAGGGGCAUACUUAG
Molecule: messenger RNA, 1023 nt
Organism: Didymella exigua CBS 183.55
Lineage: Eukaryota; Fungi; Ascomycota; Dothideomycetes; Pleosporales; Didymellaceae
Product: carbohydrate esterase family 16 protein
Exons: 1
Coding region: 1-1023 (340 amino acids)
Molecular function (GO): hydrolase activity, acting on ester bonds
Source: RefSeq, a predicted model, not a curated record